Paramecium pentaurelia is the source of this 1373-nucleotide messenger RNA. The record is from the annotation of a GenBank genome assembly. NCBI's taxonomy places the organism in Eukaryota, Ciliophora, Oligohymenophorea, Peniculida, Parameciidae.
AUGAAUGAAACACAAGACAGCGACACUAACUUUGAAGUUGCCUGCUCUUAAUGUCAAACAACUCCUGAUAAUUAUGUCAAAUUAGAUUGUGAUCAUAAAUUCUGUCUCGUUUGUUUAGCUUACAAUUAUUUACAAUCUCAACAACAGAACCCAGAAUCUCAAGAUAUUAUGAAAGUAGCUAUAUGUUCAAAAUGUCAAUAUGAAACCCAUCUUGAUCCAGAUACUAUUGAAGCAAUUCAAUAUGUGAUUAAGGAAAUCAUCAUUCCACUUAUUGAAUAGAAUUAAGAAGAGCAUAAUAUGGAUAAUGAUUUUGAUCUAAAAUAAUCUGAAACAAUUAGAGAAUCUAAGGCUAACUUAGCAACUGAAUUAAUUAAUGAUGAAAAAUUUGAAUAAAAAAAAGAUAAAUAUGCAAACAAUUUAUAAUUUCAAAAAGUAGACUAAACCAAGGAGACCUCUGAAAUUAAGGAUAUUAAGAAAAAUAAGGAAUCCCUUAUAGGCAAAAUUGAUAUGGCUCCUGCUUUGAAUGAAAGAGUACAACUAUAUUUGGAGAGAUUGGAUAAAAGUUUCAAAAAUAAAUUUGAAUCUAUUAGAGACAUAUAAGAUCAAAAAUUUCAAUUUUAAUAGAAGUGUUAAUCUACAAGAGAUGAGAUUAGUCAAGAAUUUUAGAAAGUAAUUUCAUCUGUAACUAUGUAAUUAGUAAAUCAUUGCUUUGGAAUAAAAAAAAAAUAGUCUUAUUAAUGAAGUUAAUGCACUUGAAACUUAGUAAUUAUUAGAAAUAUAAAAAUAAGAGAAUGAAUAUGUAAUUUAUAGAAAUAUAUUAAGGAAUCUUAAAUUUAAUUGAUGGCUAAGUAUUAAGAAGAACUAAGGAACUUAAAGGGUAUUCCUGAAGAUCUAAGUAAAUUCUUAAUUGAAAUUGAAAAAAUUAUGACUGCUCCAUCUUAAUCUCUGUAAAUAGUAAAAUAUGUGUGAAUGAAUAGAAAUCCUCACUUUUGUCGUCCCAAAGAUAGUUGAUUCGUAUACAAUCUCUUACCUAAUAGAUAGAAGAGAGAUUAACUUCAGAUUCCAAAAUGAUUACAUUUUAACAGAAGUUCAGUCCUGUUAAGAAUGACAGAACCAAUGAAAUUUGGAAUAAAAUAAAUGAAAGUGAUAAAAAGAGUAGACUUAAAGAAAGCUCAAUUUCGUAAUAAAGAUCAAAUCAAAAGAGUAGAUGGAAAGAAACUAUCUUAGAAAUAUUUGAUAAAAAAGAACAAAGUUUUGAAAGAUGUUCUAAUAAUAAAUAUAAUCCAUUAAAUAGAACUUACAAUAUUCACUAAGUUUUGAAUAUGUAACAAUAGAGUUUUUAAAUUUAAAAAGAAAAUUUAUUAAAAAGGUGA